Messenger RNA from Telopea speciosissima, 828 nucleotides. Its product is annotated as F-box/kelch-repeat protein At1g23390-like. The record is from RefSeq and is a predicted model, not a curated record. NCBI's taxonomy places the organism in Eukaryota, Viridiplantae, Streptophyta, Magnoliopsida, Proteales, Proteaceae. Gene Ontology annotation, molecular function: protein binding. The transcript has 2 exons. Bases 155 to 799 code for a protein of 214 amino acids.
AUUCUCUUUCUCCUUCGAUCCCUUCCACUUGAAUUGGCACCAUGUGAAAGCGCCAUUUGUGUGGCACGAGAACCCCAUCGUCGCACGCCUCUACUCCCGCGUCCUUGUCGCCGGUGGCACCUGCGACUUUAUCGAUGACCCACUCGCCAUCGAAAUGUACGACGUCAACUCCGGGAGAUGGAACCCGUGUCAGUGCAUGCCGUCGUUGUUCAAGGACUCCACCACCAGCACUUGGAUCUCCACCGCCACCGACCGCAAACUCUACCUGCUGGAGAAGCGUUCCUGUCUGAUCUGCUCCUACGAUGCUGAAACCAAGAAAUGGGGAGACACCUUUAAUCUGAACCUGCAGAUCUCGAAUCCCAGCAAGAUUAAUGUGACUCACUCCACCAUCGGAUUCGUCGACGACCGGCUGGUUCUAGUGGGGCUAAUGGGGGAACCUGAGGACUUGCACGGACUUGGGCUCUGGGAAGUGGAUCAUGACACCUACGAGUGUAGGCCGGUCGGGGAAAUGCCGCCGGAGAUGGUGGAGAAGAUGAGGAACAGAAACUCACCGCUCUCGACCGUGCGUGCGUCGAUGGAAGGUGGUUCCAUCUACACCAACAAUCCUCGGAAUCCAGAGCAAAUAUUCUUCUGCGAAUUGAAGGAAGGGAUCUGCCAAUGGGGAUACGGAGUGAAUUCCAUGGCGAAUGAAGGGAACCGGAUGCAGAGAUUCGUGUUCACAUGUUCCAGAGUCGGAAUGGAUGAUCUUCACAAGGCUGUGGCGACUGGAAGCCGUACAUUCGCGGUUGAAUCCGACUGACGGACAUGGCCUUUAGAGUUUCCACUCUG